Musca vetustissima is the source of this 5855-nucleotide messenger RNA. RefSeq names its product TATA-binding protein-associated factor 172 (gene Hel89B). The coding region runs from base 3 to 5855 and encodes 1950 amino acids. Gene Ontology annotation, molecular function: ATP binding; ATP-dependent chromatin remodeler activity; ATP hydrolysis activity. The record is from RefSeq and is a predicted model, not a curated record. NCBI's taxonomy places the organism in Eukaryota, Metazoa, Arthropoda, Insecta, Diptera, Muscidae. The transcript is spliced from 10 exons.
CAAUGACAUCAAGACUUGAUCGACUUUUUAUUUUAUUGGAGUCUGGUUCAUCGGCCGUAACACGCAGAGCUGCUGCCAAACAAAUUGGCGAAAUCCAAAAAUUAUAUCCCCAAGAAUUGCAUACGCUAUUGAAUCGUUUAAUUGGCUACUUAUAUAGCUCAUCAUGGGAGACGCGUAUUGCAGCUGCCCAGGCUGUUGAGGCCAUACUAAGCAAUGUGCCCGAAUGGAAACCGGAAUUAUAUGUAACUGCGUCGACUUCUUCCGGUGGCGUUAAAAAAGAAAUUAAAAAAGAAGAAACCGCGGAUGAAGAGAAUAGUUGUCAGUCGAAUGCCUCAUCGGCUACAACAAUAACAUCAUCCGGCAAUUCAGUCAGUAGUGAUUAUUACAAGGAACGUUAUUUAACAUUUGCCGAAUUCAAUUUGGAACAAGUGUUGAAGAAGGGUGCCCGUUUAAUUGGUUCCGAAGGCAUCGAAUUCGAUGAUGAUGCCAAAAGUGAUAAUGCUGGAGGAGGGGGAGGAGCUGAUAAUGCUGCCGAACGAUUAAGCCGCCAAAGGGCUUUACUAAAUGAAAAGCUGGGUCUAACACAAGCCUCAAAAUUGGGCGUUAAUCUAACUGAUUUAAUAACCGAUGAAGAUAUGAUCCGAUCUGGUAGUAAUUAUAAUGUCAAUGAGGAAAAGGUACCGGUCGAACAUAUACUCAACAUCAAACCAAAUGCCAAUUUGGUACCAUCCAAUGGUCAACAAUUGAGUUGUCGCGAAAUUAAUCGAGCCAAACGCAAGGCACGACAAAAUGCUGUGGCCCUAUCAACUGCAGGCAGUGUUGUGGCAGCAGUAGGUGCCUCUACAUCAAAUGGUUCUUCAGAAGAGCCGGAAAAGAAAAAACUUAAAACUGCUGAACGGCAGGAUAUAUUUUAUAGUUUAAAUGAUCCCGUUCCGGAUCUAACUGGAAAUUGGGUAGAUGCUGUUAAUUGGCCCUUGGAGAAUUUUUGUGCACGACUUUAUGUGGAUCUCUUCAAUGCCAAAUGGGAGGUGCGUCAUGGUGCAGCCACUGCCCUAAGGGAACUCAUCAAUAAACAGGCUUCGGGGGCUGGAAAAAGUUUGAAUAUGACACGAGAAGAGAUGCAACAUUACCACAACCUCUGGCUGGAAGAUGCUGCUCUGCGUUUAUUAUGUGUAUUGUGCUUAGAUCGCUUUGGUGACUUCAUAUCCGAUCAAGUUGUGGCACCAGUCCGCGAAACAUGCGCCCAGGUUUUGGGUACAAUUGUAAAAGAAAUGGAAUCGAAUAAGGUUCAAGAAAUUGUCUAUAUUUUACGCACCCUACUCAAGCAAAGUGAAUGGGAAGUACGACAUGGUGGUCUAUUGGGUAUGAAAUAUGUGUUUGUGGUACGAGAAGAUUUGCUGCAAAUCUAUUUGCCACAAACCAUAAAUGAUAUAUUAAUGGGUCUGUUCGAUAGUGUUGAUGAUGUUGGGGCAGUGGCUGCCUCAACACUUAUACCAGUUGCCACCUGGCUGCCGAAACUUUUAAAUGCCACUCAGGUGUCGUCAAUUGUGAAAAUGCUUUGGGAUCUUCUGCUAGAUCAAGAUGAAUUGACCUCGGCUAGUAAUAGUUUUAUGGGUCUACUAGCUGCCAUACUUUGUCUUCCAAAUGCUUCCUCAUGGAUACAAAUGGAACCAAUGUCAACAUUAAUACCUCGCCUCUGGCCAUUCCUAUCACACAGCAGUAGUUCUGUACGUAAAUCCACUCUCGUUACCUUACAGACUCUUACGAAAAACACUCAAAGUCCCGUGAAAACAGAAAGUAUGGAUGCCACGGUCGCCACACUUGAAAAAUCGUCUACAAAUCUAACCUCAGACAAUUUCAGUUUUGAUUCGAAAAGCCUUCGACUCAAUUUUGGUGUCAUCGAUUGGAAUUGGAAGUUAUUACAAGAUGCCCUACGUCAUUUAUUUCAACGUAUUCUAGUCGAACCUAUGGUAGAUGUUCAGGAAAUGGCCAAAUUGGUUUGGCUGAAUUUAAUUGCAAAUGCCGACUUGGGUGCACUGCUGCAUGCCGCCUGCCCCUUUGUAUCAUCAUGGAUAUGUUUGGCAAUGCAGCCACCUCGUUUAGCAUUUGACCCCUCAAUAUUAAUUCAUGCAGUACAGCCACCGGGUACAGAUACUACAACUACAACAUCACCACAACAACGUAGACGUCAAUGUAAAUUGGCUGAUGAUUUGGGUGGUUCCAAUCCACUCUGUAAUCAAAAGCUAUAUUUGGGUGGCUCUGAAUCUACACCCGUAGAAGUGAGGGAGAAAAAUUAUAUACGUGCUCGUAUAACGGCGGCCCGUGUCCUUGGUUCGCUAUCACAUUAUUUGGUACAACCGGCACCCGGUGUAAUUUAUACUCCAGAGACUGAAAGUCCUAUGGACUGUUAUGCCAAAGUUUUAUUAGGUCAUUUAAAUUCACGUUCGGCUGUACAGCGUUUGGUGUGCGGUCUAAUUAUAGCAUUUUGGGCGAAAAGUGAUCCGUCGGUGUGUCCUGGUCCGCCAAAAUUACAAGAAAAAUUGCGUCAAUGUGUCAUGGAAUCGGUGUAUUAUGAUGAAGUAGCUGUGGCAUUUACAAGACUGCACCAGGAAACUCAAGAUUUUAUAGCCACAUUAAAACAAUAUAAAAUUCCCAUUAACGAUUUUGGACAGGCGAAAAUUUUAACAUUAGAUCAAAUAGAAGCUGUAGCCUUUAGCCUUUCGGCAGACUUGCGAAAAUAUCCAUUGAAAACGAAAAUUCUCGAAAUGUUGGAAGAACGUCGCAAGGGCCUACAAAGUUCAUAUCAACAAACAUCAACGGAACAGGCCAAUUAUAAUGUUAGUACUCAGGCAGCAUUGGCUGGGGCUAUUGUCUAUCUGAAAUGCCUGCCGGAGAAAUUAAAUCCUGUCGUCAAACCGCUAAUGGAAUCCAUUAAACGCGAAGAAAGUCUUUUGCUACAGGAAUUGUCGUGUGAAUUCCUGGUGACCUUUAUGGAUCAAGUUUGUGAUCGUGAACCUAGUCCCAAUAAUAAAUUGCUGACAAAUCUAUCGGCUUUGCUCAAAAGUGAUGCUGAUUUUACACCGAAAAUUGUAACCCCAGUGACUUUACAACAAACUCCUGUACAUAAUUCAGCUGCUGAGUGCGAAUCAUGUGCAUAUUAUGGAAUUCUAUCCUUCAGUUUACAACAAAAUUUGUCCACUUCUGGAAAAACUUCUUCCGCCAGUGCAUCAUCAACUGGAGGUGGUGGUGGCAGUAUAACUGCUGGCGGCACUCCCAGUACUUCUCGUGGUCCCGGCAGACCACCGUUGAGUGAAACAAUCGCUGCUGCUGCCGCCGAAGUUGUAAAUGCACGCAAUUUUGCCACAGAAUUGGAAUUGAAAAGGAAUCGCAUACAACGUAUGGGUUCGGCUUGUGCCAUUGUCAAGUUAUGCGAACAUUUUGGCAAUAAAUUAAUGCAAAAGUUGCCGAUAUUUGAACAAUUGAUCUUCACGAGGAUACAACAAUUCAUGACAGCCUUUCCCGAAAUGAAUCUACUCAACAAUUGUAUAAUUGAUGUCGCGCAAACAAAUGAUUUGAUGACUGCUUUGCAAUUACUUGAGGUAGCAGCUCCUCAUGUCCACAGUGAUUUGCAUGAUAAACUUUUUGAAUUACUUGGCGCAUUGGGUAAACUUAUUGGACAUCCUUUAAAGGCGAUUCGUCACAUGUCUGCCAGAUGUGUGGCCACUUUGGCCUCCCUGGAUCCAUGUCGUGUGAUGGAUUUUGUUGUCAAUCACAUUAUGGUUUUACUACCCAAAGUUGAGAAUCCCAUUGAACGUCAGGGCGCUAUAGAAACAAUUGAUAGGGUGGUUGAAAAGUUGCAAAUAAAAAUUGUACCCUAUAUUGUGCUGUUGGUGGUACCAUUAUUGGGAGCCAUGAGUGAUAUAGAUGAAAGUGUACGUCUACUGGCCACCCAUUGUUUUGCCACCCUUAUACAAUUGAUGCCAUUGGAUACGGUUGGCGGCGGCCAGGGUAAUGGCAUAAAACAUGAAAUAAAAUCGGCUGAGUUGCAGGCCCGCAAAACCAGAGAUCGUGAAUUUUUGGAUUAUUUAUUUGCUCCCAAGACAAUUCCGGACUAUAAGGUACCCGUACCCAUUAGCGUGGAGUUGCGUUCCUAUCAACAGGCUGGCAUAAAUUGGCUUUGGUUUUUAAAUAAAUACAACCUGCACGGUAUCCUUUGCGACGAUAUGGGUCUUGGCAAGACUUUACAAACCAUUUGCAUCUUGGCCGGCGAUCACUAUCAACGUUUGGUGGACAAAGCAACACCCUUGCCAAGUUUGGUUAUAUGUCCUCCCACUCUCACCGGACAUUGGGUCUAUGAGGUGGACAAAUUCCUUAAAGAUCCCAAGAUUCUAAUUCCUCUACACUAUGUUGGUCUACCCGUGUGUCGGGAGAAGUUACGCUGUUAUAUUGGUACCAAAUGUAAUCUAGUUGUCACCUCUUACGACACAAUACGCAAAGACAUUGAAUUCUUCAGCAGUGUCAAUUGGAAUUAUUGUGUUCUCGACGAGGGUCACAUUAUUAAAAAUGGCAAAACCAAAAAUUCCAAAGCCAUAAAAAUGCUUAAAGCCAAUCAUCGUCUUAUACUGUCCGGUACACCAAUACAAAAUAACGUUUUGGAGCUGUGGUCUCUGUUCGAUUUCUUAAUGCCUGGAUUUUUGGGUACAGAAAAACAAUUUAUUGCCCGUUACUCGAAACCGAUAUUUACAUCACGUGACGCGAAAAGUUCACCCAAAGAACAAGAGGCCGGUGUAUUGGCUAUGGAAGCGCUACACCGACAGGUAUUGCCAUUCCUUCUGCGGCGUGUCAAAGAGGAUGUUCUAAAAGAUUUACCGCCAAAGAUUACACAAGAUUUGCUGUGUGAAUUGAGUCCACUGCAGGAGCGUUUGUAUGAAGAUUUUAGUCGGGUUCACUUGAAUGCCGAAAUAAAAGACUGUCUGGAAAAUGGAGGUGAUUUCAAUGCAAAGACACAUAUAUUCCAUGCAUUGCGCUAUUUGCAGAAUGUCUGCAAUCAUCCGAAACUAGUCUUGUCACCAAAGCAUCCGGAAUAUGUUCGUAUAACGCAGGAGUUGCAGCAGCAGCAAAGUUCUCUUAAUGAUAUUGAACAUUCGGCGAAGUUACCGGCGUUGAAACAACUUUUGUUGGAUUGUGGUAUUGGCGUCCAAACCGAGUCUGUGUCCCAGCAUCGUGCUUUGAUCUUUUGUCAACUCAAAGCCAUGCUGGAUAUUGUCGAAAAAGAUUUGCUGAAGAAACAUUUACCCAGCGUUACCUAUUUGCGUUUAGAUGGCAGUGUACAGGCUUCGCUGCGACAGGAUAUUGUACACAAUUUCAAUACAGAUCCAAGUAUAGAUGUACUUCUUUUGACCACACAGGUUGGUGGCUUAGGCCUCAAUUUGACCGGUGCCGACACUGUAAUCUUUGUCGAACACGAUUGGAAUCCCAUGAAAGAUUUACAGGCCAUGGAUCGUGCCCAUCGCAUUGGCCAAAAGAAAGUCGUAAAUGUUUAUCGUUUAAUAACACGCAAAUCACUCGAGGAGAAAAUUAUGUGUCUUCAAAAGUUCAAGCUACUCACUGCCAAUACUGUGGUUAGUUCGGAAAAUGCCAGCUUAGAUACCAUGGGUACGGGACAAAUAUUCGAUUUGUUCAAUUUGAAUGAACGCAACAAGGAGAGUGAAAAACAAUCCGCGCUCUCUUCUUCAUCAUCAUCGGGUCAGAUGUCAAUGAAUGCCAUCAUCGAAAGUCUGCCGGAGUUGUGGUCGGAACAGCAAUACGAUGAAGAAUAUGAUGUUACGAAUUUUGUACAGGCCCUUAAGAAAUAA